This is a messenger RNA of Cinara cedri, 2372 nucleotides long. NCBI's taxonomy places the organism in Eukaryota, Metazoa, Arthropoda, Insecta, Hemiptera, Aphididae. The record is from the annotation of a GenBank genome assembly.
GUUGCGGAGAGCGCGCGCGCGCGCGGUAGUCGCAUGAUUUAUAGCCGUCGAUCGCGAUAUUAAUUCCGGUCGGCCGUGCCCACGCCCGGCCCGGCCCCGUUACUCCGGAAAAGAAAUAAUGGAAAGAGAAAAAAAAAAAAAAAAAAACCACAACACAACGCGACAAGAAUCCUGCGACGCGUCAAUAAACCACGCGGGCCGCCUUACAACCCGCGCCACUAAUGCCGCACUACCACCGACUAUUACACUGCAGGUACGUUAUAAUGAUAUUAUAUACACGGUACUAUACACAGCAGAGUAUGUUACGGUAUCGCGUAUGCCGUGACGUGCGCGACGCUGUGUACCCGCGUGUUGUACCCGGUGUACACCGGACGCGCGCUCGGUAACACGACGGUACGUGCGCGCCAGUGAUAUACGACCGCCGCCGCCGCGUACCGGUACGCGGUACUCCGGUUGCCGCGUAUAAUUCGCGUGUCGGAACGAGCGGGCGCGCGCGCGUAUCCUCCCGCGCGCGUGUUUUACACGCGUAUCGUUUCGUCGCGCGGUCCGCGGCGGGUACGGGCCGCGGCGACGACGGGUACACGAAAAUGUACACGGGUUUUUACUUAGCCAUUUUUUUUUUUUUUUAUACGAUAUUGUCAUUAUUAUUGUUAUUAUUAUUAUUAUUAUCGCGUAACGAGUAUUGCCGCGAGCGCGGCUUCCCUCCUACGCGGACGUUUUUCCACCGCCUUUUCGCGCGCCGCCGCCGCCGCCGCCUUCCGUUCACCGCGUCCGCCGCCAACAACACCGCGGUCGUCGCGCGUUCGCGAGAAACGACCCGGAUCGCCACCGCCGUCACCGCCGCCGCCGCAAUUCGAACGAAUAACACACGACCGCGUUACUACGAAAUUUCGGCCCGGCAACGGUACUUUCGACGGACCUUUUCAGGGGUGUCGAAAAUUCACCCGAAGACAAUAACUCCACGUUAUUGGAGGGUGGUUAUUUUGGUCGUUGUGGAGUCGAUUUCGUUUUCUCGGGCCGCAGUCACCUUAUAAUAUGUUAAUUUUCCGAACGCAUUCCAGAACGUAUAAAUCGAAUUGGUAAAUUAACGGGUUUUCUCGGUGGACUUGCAUAAAUAACACGGGCAAACUGUGUAUAAAGUACAGUAGAAGCCGCUUAUUGGGAACGCUUUUAGACCAAGAUGAAAUGUAUCAGUUAACCGAUUGUUUCUAACAAGCGAUUGGUUUUAUUUGCUAUGAAAAAAAAAAAAAUGUAUGUUUAAUAAAAAUAUAUCUAUUAUAAAAAUAAUAAACUAUUUUAUUUUUCAUGUAAAAUAUUUAUGUAUCGACGUCUGUUUUUUUUUUCUUCGAAUAAUUUGAUGACCAUGCUUUUAUAAGAAUAACGUUGCUAAAAGCCGAAACACUAACCACCUCUUUACGUACGCGUACUGAAGCCGAACUAAAAAAAUAACAGUAAAGAGCUUAGUAGGUACUGUACUCACGAUAAAGAACAAUAAAAGUAAACGAAAUUAAUUGAUCAAGUGGAAUUCAUUAUCGAUACGCUGUACGCCGUAUGUUUUAAUAUCCGGCCGGUUCGUCCCUAGACAUUUUGUUUCAAUAACAUGAUUGUAUCAAUAAUCCGUGUUCCUAAUAAUCGGAUUCCACUGUAUAUGUAUCGAAAUUUGGAUUGAAGAAAACAAUUUUAACAAUUAGAUUGUGUAACGAACUUUGUGUGUGUGUUUUUUUUAAGAGGUACGAAUGGUACGAUAGAUAUAUGAUAAAUCUUUAGUUUAUUCUAUUCGUCUAGCAAUGACCCCACCACCGUGCGCGCGUUUAGCCUUUGAACUGAAACGUUAAACAUCGGUCUGUCUAUUAUUAUUCGUUCUGCAGGUUUGUAAUCACAAGUAAGACGAAUGCGUUCGAUACGGUUGUGUUUAAUUUACCUGCGUUUUGAGCACGUGUUCAAAGCGACUUAUAAUAUUGUAACGAGUCGAAGGUCCUCGAAAUAUAUACCUAAUCAAAAAGAUUGAUUGUGUUCGCUAACAAUCGAUUAAACACUAAUUUAACUACCUAUUAUUAUUAUAACAUAAUUUAUUUUGUAAUCUCAAAAUAUUAUUGAAAUAAUAUACCUGCACAAUAAAUGUUGAUGUUUAUUCGUUUUUUGAUUAGUGGUUUAUUUCUUAACAGGUUUUAGAAAUUUUCGAUCACGAUUCAAAGGACGCUAAUGAGUUCAACGAAGUCGUGUCAGAAAAAACAAUGCCAAUAAUAUCCAAAUUCUCAAGUCUUCAAGUCUUUAUGUACUUUGUUGGUUUUAUAGUGCGAAUUCCAUUUUGUGUUAUUUUACGUGAUUUUACAAAAUUAUUAAAUGUUAAUAAUUUGUAAUAUACCGCCGAG